AUGUCCGAGCGUUCUGGGCACUGCAAAGGGAAGGACGGCAAAGCCAAGUAUGCGUCUCUCAACCUGUUUGACACCUACAAAGGAAAGAGCUUGGAAGCACAGAAGCCUGUUGUCCCUCCCCGCCAUGGCCUGCAGUCUCUUGGAAAAGUUGCCUCCGCACGGCGCAUGCCCCCCCCAGCCAGCCUGCCCAGUCUGAAGGCCGAGAACAAAGGCAACGACCCCAACGUCUCGCUAGUCCCCAAAGACGGCACAGGAUGGGCAAGCAAGCAGGAGUCUGCCGACCCAAAGAGUACCGAUGCAUUGUCAGCUCCGCAGCCGGAGUUGCAGCUGCCUGCGGCUUCACAGACGCCUGUGACCCGGCCGAGAACCCCGCCGGCACCAGAGGUCCCGGUUUCGGCGCAGGGCGCAGGGGGAAGGUCCUGGGCUCAGGCCAGUGUUACACAUGGAGCACAAGGAGAUGGUGGAAAGGCAUCAAACCGACCGUCGCCAUUCUCUCGCGAGGAAUUUCCCACUCUGCAGGCGGCCGGAGACCAGGAGCGAGCUGGCAGAGACCCGGCCACUGCAGAUCAGUGGUAUGGGCCCGGACCAAGCCUCCGCCCACCCAACGUGACGAGUUGGCGGGAUGGGGGGGGCCGGGCCCUGGCGGUGACCCCGCCGGGGGAGGGGGCUCUGGAGGGCGGGGCGGGGGGGGUGGAGGGGGUGUCCGGGGGAGGCCCGCCCCUUCCUCCCCACCAGCAAGGGCCCCUCCCACAUCCGCUGCCCCCUAGGAACCCCCCCGCCAACAGCCCCUCCCUGCCCCUGCCCCAGCCCCCUGUCCCCGCCCAGUUCCCCGGGUACCGAGGGAUCAUGCCCCCUUUCAUGUACCCUCCCUACCUGCCUUUCCCGCCCCCCUACGGACCACAGGGGGCCUACCGGUUCCCCCCUCCGUCUGAGGUCCCCAGGUUCUCUCGCACGCAGGGCGGGGCCGGGCCCGAUGGGCGGCCCCCGGGCGGCCCCCGUGGGGCGGGGGUGGACAUGGUGAAGCGCCCCUCCAUCCUCAAACAGGACGACCUGAAGGAGCUGGACGAGCUGGACCACGACGGGGACGAGGGCUGGGCCGGUGCGCAUGAGGAGAUCGACUACUCGGCCAAACUGAAGUUCAGUGAUGAUGAAGGAGAGGAAGACGGGGAGGAAGAGCGAGCCGAGGCCAAGAACGGCACCCGGGAGCCGCAGCGCCCCCAUGAGGCCGUGUCUGCGGCGCGCUCUCGAGGCGCUGAGGUGGGCGUGGACAGCCGGCCGCCCCCUCCGUCCUCCGGCCCCCCUGACGAGCCGCCGCCCGCGGGCUGGAGCGAGGAGGGGGGGGCGGGGGGCUGGGGGCAGCACGCUCCCGCAGCCUAUCAGGGUCGCAGGCCCGGACUGGGGGCUCCCGUGGAGCAGCCGUCGCCCCCGCUCCUGGGCCAGGCCCCCCCCCCGCACUACAGACAGGACCGCCCGUCUCCCCAGCUCUCCCCGAGCUCCGCCUCCUGCCCCGGCCCGGCCCCCCAGCGGGCCUCGCCCUCCCCGCAGCCCGGGCCGGUCGCCGCGGCGACGCCGCCCCCCGGCGGGGGCGAGGACGAGGACGAGGCGUGGAGGCAGCGGCGGAAGCAGUCGUCCUCGGAGAUCUCCGCGGCGGUGGAGCGCGCCCGGCGCCGGCGGGAGGAGGAGGAGCGCCGCAUGGAGGAGGAGCGCCGGGCCGCCUGCGCCGAGAAGCUGAAGCGGCUGGACGAGAAGCUGCAGCAGGCCGGCCCCGCCCCCAGCCCCGCCCCCAGUCCCGCCCCCAGCCCCGCGCCCAGCCCCGCCCUCUCCGCCUCCCCCUGCGUGGAUCCGGACGAGCCCCCGUCCGCCGGCCCCGCCCACCCGGGACCCUCCGGCGCCCCCCUCAGGCAGAGGGCCGGCAGCAACGGCAGCCACGACUCCAGUGCGGACUCCCAGCAGUGCGCGGUUGCCAUGGCGCCCCAGCCUCCAGACUCCGCCUCCCCUGUGGAGGCCAAGGAGGAGCCUGCGAGGGUGAUGGGCGUGUCAGCUGACCCGGCGGGCAAGGCGGAGGGUUUGGGAGGCGGAGCCGGACGCCCGGGGGGUGGGCCUCCAAGCCAGGGGUACUCCAAGUACCAGAAGUCUCUGCCCCCGCGUUUCCAACGGCAACAGCAGGAGCAGCUUCUGAAGCAGCAGCAGUGGCAGCAGCAGCAGCAACAGCAGCAGCAGCAGCACAGUCAGUCUGCCCAAAGUCCCCUGACCCCCCCGGGCCCCCAGGGGCCUGCCCCCGUCGCCCCGGCCCAGCCGGCGCCCAAACAGCCCCCCCUCUAUCCACCGGGCUCCCUGGGACGCCCGCCUCCGCUCCCGUUGAACUUUGACCCCCGCUGGAUGAUGAUGACCCCGUACAUGGACCUGAGAGUGAUGCCGGGACGCCCCUCCCACAUGGAUUACUAUCCUCCCAGCAUGCACCCCUCCGGUCUGAUGGGGCGAGAGCGCUCCGAUUCGGGAGGCUCCGGUUCGGAGGCCUUCGACAGACAGCACGCCGGCCCGCCACACCCCCAGCGCGGGACCCCGCCCAUGGACCCCAAACUGGCCUGGGGGGCGGACGUGUUCCCCUCGGGGGUGGGCGAGGGCCGCGGCCUCGGGUCCCCGCUGCGGCAGAAGCUUCCUCACGAGGAAGAGGAGGGCACGAAAGGCCCCAGGAGUGACACGCCUCCCGUGCGUCUGAGAGAGGGCGGGGCCGGCCCCCAGCAGCCCGGUGUGAACGUGGCCCCCGGAUCCCCGUCGGGCUCCUCCACCCAGACGCCGCCGCCCCCCCACGCCCCCGCGCACCUCCAGCCCUACAUGGGCGGGAGGGCCAACUACGGAGGGGGCCCCCACCCACACCGGGGCUUCGGCCAUCAGGACGAGGGCCCCAGGGGCGGGCAGGGCCAGGGGUGGGGGACCCCGCACCCCCACUACGACCGCAACGGUCGAGCGGACCUGUCGCCGCUGGAAGGCGGUCCUCAGAACCACCCCGGCCCGCCGGCCCGCUUCCCUGCGCCCAGGCCCCUGGAGAACGGGCGGGAGAGGGGCGCGGCGGGGGAGGGCGCCGCGAAGAAGGCCGGCAACUCUUCCUCCUGCUCCUCCUCCUCCUCCUCGUCCUCCGCCCGGGAGGACGCGGGCGCCAAGCCGGCCGCCCCGCCGGAGCGAGAGAAGCCCCACCCCGCGGCCCCGCCCGCGUCCCGGAAGCCCGAGAAGCCGGGCGGCCCCCAGGCCCUGCAGCCGCACCCCAGGUCCAGCCACCGCGGCCGGGACCACAAGACCGAGACGCAGUGGGGCCCGCGCCCGGGGCCCUCCUCCCACGGCAGGAAGUCUGCCGCCAACGCCAUGGCGACGGGCGCCAAAGCGGGGGAGGAGCCGGCCAAUCCCGGCACGGCCCCCGAGGGCAACAAACCCGCCAAUCAGACGGGCGGCGCCGGCAAGAGGGUGGGGCCGAUCAAGAGGCCGAUCGCGAGAGAGGUGAAGAGAGAAGGAGGAGAAGGUGGCGGAGGAGGAGAGAAGGGGGCGGGAACACCGGGGGUUAAGGACAGAGAGCAAGAUGGACACCAGCCCCCAGCCAAGCAGGACCCGGCCCCCCCUGGCUCCCAGGGGCCCCCCACCAAAGACGACGUGUCCCAGGCAGCCAAGUCCAGGAGUGGAGGGAAGGAGAGGGUGGCAGGAGGAGGAGGAGGGGGUGGUAAAGGCCCCAGAGAAGCAGACGCAGGCCGGAGGGAGCGGGAGCGCCCGUACGAAACGGGCGGAGCCUCCUACCACCCGGUGCCCCGCGGCGGGGGCCGGGCCGGGCGUGGCCGGGGCGAGUUCUACGGGCGCGGCCGGGGUUACCGGGGCACCUACGCAGGGAGCGGGGCGGCGCGCGCCCGCACGGGAGGCCGCAGUGGCGGGGGUUACCAGGGCAACCACGAUUCCCUCAAAGGGGAGGCCGGCGGCGGCGGGCGUGGCCGGCAGGGCGUGGCCGGGGCCAACCCGGGACGGGCCCGGAACCGCAGCGAGACGCGCAGCGAGGGCUCGGAGUACGAGGAGGAGGUGCCCAAGAGGAGGCGCCAGCACGGCUCGGAGACCGGCAGCGAGAGCGACCCCGCCCACUCGGACCGGGAGGACAGGAAGCAGACACGUGACCCCGCCCACUCGGACCGGGAGGACAGGAAGCAGACACGUGACCCCGCCCACUCCGACCGGGAGGACAGGAAGUUGCCCCGUGACCCCGCCCACUCCGACCGGGAGGACAGGAAGUUGCCCCGUGACCCCGCCCACUCCGACCGGGAGGACAGGAAGCAGCAGCAGCGUAAGAACGGGGGCCCCGGAGCGGUGAACGCCAGCCCUGGCCCCGGCCCCCACAGAGGGGCCCCCCAGGCCCGUGUCUUCACCCCCAGGGGUGUGCCUUCCAGACGGGGCCGCGGGGGCGGCGGGGCCAGCGGCCAUCGAUCGGGCCCCGGCGCCCUGCCGUCGUCCUCCUCCCAGAGCUGGGGCUCCAAGUCCUCGGCCCCCCCCGCCCGAAAGCAGCAGCAGCAGCAGCAGCAGCAGCCCCCCCCCAGAGACUCGGGCAGAGGGGAGCGGAAGGACAAGCCGGCCGAUUCAACAAGCCAGAGCGCCAACGCUGCGACUCCAGCUCCACCCGCCCCCGAAAACGGCGGGUCGGGGCCCGCGGCCCCGGCUGAGGGCCCCGUGUUCCCCGGGCGCGCGCUGGAGCGCCCCCCCCGGCGGCGGCGGCACGGCCGCUCCCAGCACCAGCAGGACAAGCCGCCGCGCUUCCGCCGGCUCAGACAGGAGCGCGAGAACGCCGCGCGCCUCCCCAACGGCCCGCCCCCGCCCCACGGCCCGCCCCACGGCCCGCCGCCCGCCAAUCACGGCCCGCCGCCCGCCGCCGGGGCCAACGGCAGCAACGGCCCCCACCACGCCCCCCCGCUGCAGCCGCUGCCGCGCCCGGGGGGGGGCGCCAAGUCGCCCGACGCCUCCAACCAGAACUCGGACCAGGCCAACGAGGAGUGGGAGACCGCCUCCGAGAGCAGCGACUUCGCUGACUUCCGUGACCGCGAGGCCGGAGGAGGAGGAGGAGGAGGAGGAGGGGGAGGAGGAGGAGGAGGAGGAGGAGGAGGAGGAGGAGGAGGGGGGGGCAGAGGGGGUGGGGGGAGGUCCUACCCCUCCCACCACCACCACCACCCGUCUGGGAGAGGGGGAGCCGGAGGAGAGCGGGAGAGAGAGAUGAGCGCGAAAGAGUCGGCCGCAAACAAGAGGAGCUUCUCCAGCCAGCGGCCCGGGCCCGAACGCCAGAACCGACGCGUGAACCCAGGGGGCGGGGGCGGGGGCGGGGGCGGGGCCGGGGGCGGAGCUAGAGGUCCACGGGGGCCUUCAGGCGGCGGCCCCAGCAACGGCGGUGGUAACCGCGGUGACAGGCGGGGCAACUGGCCCUCCCCCAAAAAUCGCAAGUGAACCGAAAAAUUUACGACAUUUCUGAAAGCGCACCUAGCCCAACCCCCGCCCCCCCUUACAUAUUAGCACAUUAUUGUACAUUCUUUCACACAUAUGCUCAUUCUUUUCUCUCUGUCCGUUCCCAUCCUCUCAUCCUUCUUUCUUUCUCUCUUUCUCUGUGUCUCUCUCUCUCACACACACAGACACACACACACACACACAGUUUAUCUGAUAAUCCCUUCCCACCUCUCCGGUCAGUUUUAAAUGCAAGCAUCCUUUUGGCUGAAAAAUGUAUGGAGAGUUAGCAUAUACAAGCACAAUGGAGAAUCAGUAUAUGGCGUGAUCACAUGCCGAAAGUGUUGGUGUAGUGGUGUCUUUGGUUCAGAUAUGCUUUCCAGAGUAGAGAUGCCAAUGUUUAUAUGUAUGUGUUUGUAUAUUAUACCACAGUUCAGCCUUGGGGAGGUAUUAAAAAUGGCAGUUCUGCAUAUUUUCCUUUUUUUGGGGGAGGGGGUGGGGGGGGUGAGGCGGGGCUAUGUAUUUUAAUGAGAACAAUUGUACACUAGAAUUUCCUCCUCUUUUGUGUUUUGUUUUUGCCUGCAAUUUCCAAUUUGAAUCUCAGCCUCAGUAAUGUCUGGGGGGGUGUGUACUUUUUAUUUUCUUUUUUCCUUCUUUUUUUCCUUUUUUUUUUUUUUUUUUUUCUUUUUUUUUUACCCCCCCUCGUUUUGCUGCAAAAAAGCAGGUCAUUAAAAUCUUUUUUUGUACAAUGCCCUUUCAUCUCUGUUUCUGACCUCUAAUCCAUCAAUAACGAGCAAGCCUUGCAAACGUAUUCACUUAUCCACUGACCAUGCGCUCAGUUCUGGGUGUCGGUGUCUUACUGCAUGUUCAACAUCACGCCGUGGUUAGUUUUGUCACCCUGCUCCUGUCUCUCACCCUUUCGUUUCCUCUUGCUCCUGAUUAGUUUGUUCUGUUAAGAUUUUUCCCACAUUCUGUGGUUCGAUCGUACCCACAAAAUAAUAUUUUCUGCGAAGAACAAAUUUUUUUUUUUGCCGGCUUUAAGCUGAAGCGCUUUCUUCUAAGUGAGGAGCAGUUUCUUUCAUGACUCCGUUUCUCAUAGGUUAAUAUCUGAGAACAAAGGGGUCAUUUUUUCCCCCCACAGUCCACAAAUCUUGCUGUUUUUAUUUUGUUUUGUUUUUUGCAUACAGAUCUGAGUAUAGCAAGAAAUGCUUUUCCUUUUAAGAAAGUGACUUUCCAAUUGGUCCUCAUUAACACGCCUGCCUGGUCGUCUGGUGGGCGGUGUUGCCCUCGCUCAACAGCGUCGUUAAUGAAGCUAUAUGAGAACGUUGGGGCGGUUUUGCCUCCGUGUAUCUGAUGGUGACAUGAGAUCUUGGCCUGCCUUGGUUCCUCCCUCACCACGGAACAGAAGUGAUGCAUUAUAACGGAUCCAGGCUUAUGGGACGGGCACUGGCCUGGGUCUGAGAGGUUACUGACAGCCGGAGCAGACUAUGCACAGGUUCUUGAUGCGCUGCAUAUUUGGAAUGGAUAUACUGACGAGUUUUACUUUUUAUUUUUUUUAUUUGUAUUUGUUUUCUUCAAAAAGCACCCCCUGAGCUCAAGACUGUACAAAAACGGAUGUCGUAGUCCGAUCGAUCAGUGUCGUACGUCAGACGAACGCGCCAUCAAGCAUGUUCAACAGCAUCCCAUGUUUUCAAACGGUUCGAAUGUUCGCUUCUCUUAAAAUGUACAUCUUCGUUUUCUCAAGUAAGUUGGGGUUUCUCUGUGGUGUAGACGCAGCCUCAAGUUGCAGAGUGAAACUUUUUUUGUGGUUUGGUGCAUGAAGGCAUUUCGGGGCACAAGUUUUGGAGCGCGCCUGAAUUGCGAGUGUCGUCUGUCGACGGUCUUGGGUUGGGGCCGGGUGGUCUCGCUAGCUUCUGCUGGCUCUGGGUCCCCGUUUGGCUCCCGAGGGACCCUGUGUAACCCGCAGUGAUGGGCUCAUCCAGGCUGUUCUCUGUCCUUUCAAACUACGUCACUCUUUUAAUUCAGCGUUUCUCAAACUGUGGGUUGGGACCCCUGUACAGGUCGUGGGUCCGUGUGUGAGGUGGGUCUGGCUGUGCUGCUGGUAUUUCACCGGUUCCUGAACGAUAAUGGGUUCUAACUUGGGUUCCCAUUUCAAAAAGUUUUAAGAAGCAGUGCUUUCGUGAACCCCUUCAGUCCCAGGAGAGCCACAUGGCACUGUUGGCCUCACACCUUUGCAACCAAUCAAAGUGACUGCUUUGUGCUCCUGUUGAAAAUCUACUGAUUGCUCAACUUUCUCAACCCGGGCCAGAACCCCGUCGGGAUUUGUGUGUAACCUCUCCAUAUUGGGCUUGGGACUGAAGGGGUUAAUGGAAGUUGUAGACGGCCAGGUGGGAAUCAGUGGGGUCCUGUCUGUUGAAGCUCGGGUACCCUGGUCUCUGACGCUAAACUGUGGAAUACAGAGAGUCCAAAGACACAGCGCCGGACUUGCACUUUGUUUCAAAAUAAAUAACUGACGAAACAAGAAGUGUGUGUUGAGCUGUUGCAAGUGAGAGAGUGGAUGUUUUAAAAUAAAUUAAUCAAUAAAAACGCACGGGGGCUCCCCAGGACCCGAGUUCCUCUGUGCUUAGUGUGUGUGCGUGUGCGUGUGCACGUGUAAAUCUGAGUGAACUGUUCCAUACAGCUGUCUGGGUAUUUGACAGCAUUUUCUUUUAAUUAAUAUUAGUAUGAAACCUUUUAAACUAAUGGAGUGAGAAGUUAUCUUGUGUCCCGUUCACUGACGAGGAAAUGGCGCUGGCUUCUAGACACUCAAUUACCCAGCAUCCCUGUCUGUCCCUGUGCUGGUCCCACCUGACUCUCAGGAGGACCUUGAGUCUGCCGCGGUCUCGUGUGGUUUGAGCCCACGCGUGCAGUGUGGGCUGCAUUUCUCUCUUCAUACACAAAGGUUGUAAUAUAUUUCCAGCGUUACUACAGCACCGAGAGAGGUGCAAGUUCUAACAUUAUGGUUCAUAAAUGGAAGCGGUCAUAUACACGUAUGUAAACCGCUAUGUAUCCCAAGUUUGUGUGCCCCAACUUACAUUCCCACCCAAGAUGUUGCCAUUUUUUACGUUCAAGGGAGCAAUGUACAAGAAGAGAAGUGUCUUUAUUAUAAUUAAAAAAAUAUACAGAGGGAAAAAAAUAAAAUUUUGUUUGUUUUAAAGGAAA
Molecule: messenger RNA, 8655 nt
Organism: Conger conger (European conger)
Lineage: Eukaryota; Metazoa; Chordata; Actinopteri; Anguilliformes; Congridae
Gene: prrc2a
Product: proline-rich coiled-coil 2A
Biological process (GO): cell differentiation
Source: RefSeq, a predicted model, not a curated record